ACCUCCAUCUGCAACUGGAUCCUGGACUUCCUGACGGGCCGCACCCAGGUGGUAAGGGUUUGGUGCUGAAGUGUAAAGGGUGAUAGUAAUCACUGAAGAUAAAUAAUGACCGUCCACGAGCCAAAAGACAAAAACAAUGGCGUGUGGCUGAUCUUUUUCAUGCUGGGCUUAGGAACGCUCCUGCCAUGGAACUUCUUCAUGACAGCCACCAUGUAUUUUAGCAGCCGUCUCAGAGACCCCUCCCAAAUGGGCACCAACCUGUCAGGCAAUGGGACCGGGGCAGAAGGGAACAACCGUAGCCUUUUGGAGGCCAAGUUCAAUAACGUAAUGACACUUUGUGCCAUGGUGCCUUUACUGGCCUUCACCUGUCUCAACUCAGUCCUGCAUCAAAGGAUUCCUCAGAAGUUUCGGAUCAUGGGCAGCCUGGCAGUGAUUUUGGUGGUGUUUCUUCUGACAGCCAUUUUGGUUAAAAUAGAGAUGGCACCCCUCCCCUUUUUCACGUUGACCAUGAUCAAGAUUGUCAUCAUAAACUCCUUUGGAGCUAUCCUGCAGGGCAGUCUGUUUGGCAUGGCAGGCCAGCUGCCUACCAAAUACACCACACCCAUCAUGAGUGGGCAAGGCCUGGCGGGAACUUUCGCUGCCUUCUCCAUGAUCUGUGCUAUCUCAAGUGGCUCGGAGAUAAAUGACGCUGCUUUUGGAUACUUCAUCACAGCCUGUGUAGUGAUCUUAUUGGCCAUAAUAUCCUAUGUGGUCCUCCCUAAACUGGAGUUCUACCAAUAUUACAAGACCCAAAGUGGAAACAGAAUUAUUGAUGAGGAGAACAAGCUGGAUCUACUCAAGAAAGAAAAUGCAGCAGAGACUAAACCCGUUUUCAAGAAAGGAGAAGAGGAGCAAAACGUGUCCAUGUUGACCAUCUUCAAGAAGAUCUGGGUCCUGGCUCUCUCUGUGUGUUUUGCCUUCACCAUCACCAUCGGCACCUUCCCGGCAGUCACUGUGGAUGUGAAGUCUACCAUCGCUGAUGGAGGCACCUGGGAGCUGUACUUCAUCCCCGUGUGUUGUUUCCUGCUCUUCAACCUCAGCGACUGGGUUGGGAGAAGCCUUACUGCUGUGUGUAUGUGGCCUGGGAAGGACAGCAAACUGGUGCCCAUUCUUCUGGUGGCCCGUGUGAUCUUCGUGCCGCUCUUCAUGCUGUGCAAUGUUCAGCCCCGCUACAACCUGCCUAUCUUCUUUGAACACGACGCCUGGUUCAUCGUCUUCAUGAUAGUCUUUGCCUUUUCCAAUGGAUACCUGGCCAGCCUUUGCAUGUGCUUUGGGCCCAAAAAAGUUGCUGCUCAUGAAGCGGAGACAGCUGGAGCCAUUAUGGCCUUCUUCUUGUCCCUGGGUUUGGCUCUGGGAGCAUCCCUCUCAUUCCUCUUCAGAGGCCUGGUCUAAAAUGACACCCUGUAGAGAACAUGACCCCCAAACCCCAAAUUGACCUAUAAAACUUGCAUGGUAACAAA
This is a messenger RNA of Oncorhynchus tshawytscha (Chinook salmon), 1499 nucleotides long. RefSeq names its product equilibrative nucleoside transporter 1-like. Gene Ontology annotation, molecular function: nucleoside transmembrane transporter activity. Gene Ontology annotation, cellular component: plasma membrane. The transcript is spliced from 13 exons. Lineage: Eukaryota; Metazoa; Chordata; Actinopteri; Salmoniformes; Salmonidae. Gene Ontology annotation, biological process: nucleoside transmembrane transport; uridine transmembrane transport. The record is from RefSeq and is a predicted model, not a curated record. Bases 106 to 1431 code for a protein of 441 amino acids.